CGUGACGUUGGCAACAUUGCCGUCAUGGCUGAACGAAACUGUUGACUAUCUGUCAAUUUUGUGAAAUCUUUUAUUUUCGCCAUGAUCAGGAGUAGGAAUUUUUUCAGUGAACUCUGUUGCCUGUUUUGUUGUCCACCAUGCCCGGGGAAAAUCGCGGCUAAGCUUGCGUUUCUGCCUCCAGAACCUACGUAUGCAUUCACACCUGAUGAAACAGGAUCAAAAUUUUCAUUGACACUGACUGAAAGAGCAGAAUGGCAAUAUUCAGAAAGGGAAAAAGAGAAUAUUGAAGGCUUCUACUCAAGAACCACAAGAGGCAAUAGAAUAGCUUGCCUCUUUGUUCGGUGUAGUCCCAAUGCCCGUUUUACUAUAUUAUUUUCACAUGGAAAUGCCGUAGAUCUCGGUCAGAUGAGCAGUUUUUACUUAGGAUUAGGAACUAGAAUAAACUGUAACAUAUUCAGCUAUGACUAUUCUGGCUAUGGUGUGAGUGGUGGAAAACCAUCAGAGAAAAAUUUGUAUGCGGAUAUUGAUGCAGCAUGGCAGGCACUACGAACUCGGUAUGGAAUCAGCCCAGAAAAUAUAAUAUUGUAUGGACAAAGCAUUGGAACUGUACCAACAGUAGAUCUGGCUGCUCGCUAUGAGGUGGGGGCUGUUGUGCUCCACUCACCACUUAUGUCUGGUAUGCGAGUCGCCUUCCCCAACACUAAGAGAACAUGGUUCUUUGAUGCCUUUCCAAGUAUCGACAAAAUUCCUAAGGUGACCUCUCCAGUUCUUGUUAUUCAUGGAACUGAAGAUGAGGUAAUAGAUUUCUCGCAUGGACUAGCUAUUUAUGAACGCUGUCCUCGUGCUGUCGAACCAUUAUGGGUUGAGGGAGCAGGACAUAAUGAUGUUGAACUCUUCAACCAAUAUUUAGAGAGGCUGAAGCGCUUCGUUUCAGUAGAAUUGCUCAACUGACAAAGACUGCCGGCCACAGGCCAGACAACUCAAGGUGACGACCAAAAUCCCGCAUCAACACUGAGCUCCGGCACCUCUAGUUCAGCUACAGAGAGACUCCUCUAGCUAGCGGGGGCCGGGCCUAGCCGGGCCGGCCCCAACAAAAACUCAGCGAACGCUAGUGACUCCGUGAGUCCACAAAAUUAUAAAGAAACUAUUAAAACAGACAAUAACGAAAUUAGCUCUGCCGACCAAAAACCCUCCGUCGCGCAUAACAUCAGUAUAAACGUGACUGAUACAGACUCGCCGACAUGUGUGCGAAGGCGGAUACACCUGCGAUCUCUUAGUGACGUAACUCCGGCUAGUCGCACACACACUCCGCGUGCUCGGUCGCACUCAGAGCGGCCGCGCGCUUCGCCCGCGCCCUCGCCGUCGCACGCGGCGCCGCUCUCGCCGCCCUCGCCCCCGGUGUCCUUGGCCGCGCCCUCCGCGCCCGCCGUACUGCUGCCGCGCAUUGUGCGGAGCGAGCGCUCAUCUCCUGAUGCUUCGUCUUUAGCUCUUAAUGAAACCUCAGAAUCCCGUUUACGGAAUCGCGAUCGCUCUGGUAGUGAUGCUGUUUCAGUCUUGGGCAAUCCGUGGCGAAAAAUGAGCGAAGUCGACUUAAACGCCGCCGGAAGCCGUAACCGUACCUCCGGCCGCGGUGGACUCGACCCUUGGGUGAGAAACCCUACUCAACGAACCGAUAAAUCCUGUGAUCGACCGGUGUCUCGAGAAGACGUGGGUCGUGCGGCUUCAGACACUGAACAGAAACGCGAGGUCCCGCCCAAGUUCAAGCGGGGAAAACUAGAGCGUAAGUCACCGGUGGUGUGCGAAACAUGCGGUAACGAAAGUUGUGAGUGUUGGAGGACCGGCUGGGCCCGGCAGGCGCGCGCGGCCCGCUCGCUGGGCGCGCAAUGCACGUGCGAGGCGCGCUCGCCGCGGCUGUCACCGGCUCGGCUUCGCCCGCGUGCACCCCCUCGUGCCCUUUCCGAUGAUGAGGAUCGCCCGCGACGCCUCUACAAGUCGGCCUCGCAGAAAAUAAUAUGCUCGUCUAUCGAUGGUGACAGAGUUAAGAAGCUCGCCGAUCCUCUUUUGGAGACCACCUGUUGAGCAAGCCGAAGGCGGUAGAGCCACUUGAGGGACCCCGCUGAGCGCCAUCGAGCGUCUGGCGGUAGAGAGGUAUAGUUGUGCGGUGUGUUGUCCUUUUUGAUGUAUGAGUAUUAUUAGUGCGAAUUUUGUAUCCCUUUAGUAAUUAAGAUUUCAAAAUUUAUUAAUGUACUGUAAUAUUUGAUAAAUAUAAAAAGUAUGCUCGUGUUAUGAUAAUGAUAAAUAUGAAUGUUUUAAUAUUGUAUAAUUAUCUUUUACUUCGGGAGGUUGUGCGUAAUUAGAAAAUCUGCAUUAUUUGAAGGUAUGUUAAAAAAAACGUUUCUUUUGUAGUUCUAUUCUGGGACCGUACAGUAGCAUUCGGAAAGUUAAUUGACGUAGUUCCUUCAACAAUAUUUUUUUCACCAAAAACUAAACGCACAAUACAAUAGUAGCCUUGUAGUCUCAUAUAUUAUUCCGUUGUGCAUAAUGUUCACGUAUCCGCGCAUCUUCCAUUAACUGUAAAUAUUUCCAGAUAUAAAGUAAACGUAUUUAUAGUUGUUAUAUCACUAUCUGAUUGUAACUCAGAUGUUAUAAUAUCGAAACGUUAAAUCAAUAAUUUAAUAGGCAUUGAUCAGUUUCCAUCUAUACAUUCCACAAGAAAACAAUAAUAUAACAGCAUAAAAAUUUCUGAUUACGAAAAUUUUGAAAACCUGCCUGUAGUGUGGUUAUUUUAUAGCGUUUUUCCUCUAUUAAAUGCUGUUAGUUUCGAUCUGAAAACACCUGCAUCAUUUAAUACAGAUUUAUUAAAUUACUAUUGCAUAAAAAAUGUUAUCUGUUUUCGAACAUGAUUUAAAAUGUCUUAUUCAUUUAUAUAGAAUGUAGGUAUUACGAGGUUACUGCAUUCAUUUUUUUUUAUGGACUGCAAUGAAUUUAAUGCAUCUGAUGAACUUGAUUUUGCCAAAUAAAAAGUAACUGUCAUUUGACGUCCAUACGCAAGUAAUCAUUUGAUAUGAGUUGAUAGCCUCUACAGCACCUUAUUGGUAUCUCAAAUGAUUCCAAUAAACUGACGUCAAUGCAUCAAUCUAUAGACGUACGACUGUAUCGUAGUUCAUGCUAUGUUAAAUAUAAGUAUAUCGAAUCGCAGUAACGGCGUAAAAUCGAUCAGUACUAGGCUAAAAGUAGGUGUGAAUAAGCAUGUUAUAAAUAUAUAUGUAUACGCGAUUUAUGUGACCAGAAUAUGGAAUAAUAUUAACUUUCAUGCCAUAGGGUCCUGUAAAUUAGUGAACCCAGAAACUUGUCAGCCCAACUUUCCUAUUUUGUAAUAAUGUUGAAUAUGGGAACUUUCUUAUGAAUAGCAGUAGCCGUUAAAAUUCAAUUUAAAAAAGCCGUCUGAUAACUAGAAUAAAGGGGAAGUAAUCUCAAAUUAAGCCAUCAACCUGCUUGUAACCCGAACUGCCUAUAUCCAGUUAUAUUUUUAGGUAUGUUAUGAUCACAAUAAAUACAUAAUAGGUACUUAUAAUAAGCAAGUUAUGUGGACGUGUCUACACGCACGGUACGAACAUAUUGCAGUCUUUCUUUUUAUGUAAUCAUAUCGAUAGUUUAUCACAUAAUUAAUUAAAAUUGUAUGUUUACUUAAAUUAA
Trichoplusia ni (cabbage looper) is the source of this 3696-nucleotide messenger RNA. Its product is annotated as alpha/beta hydrolase domain-containing protein 17B. The transcript has 5 exons. Gene Ontology annotation, cellular component: plasma membrane; endosome membrane. Gene Ontology annotation, molecular function: palmitoyl-(protein) hydrolase activity. The record is from RefSeq and is a predicted model, not a curated record. The coding region runs from base 82 to 951 and encodes 289 amino acids. NCBI's taxonomy places the organism in Eukaryota, Metazoa, Arthropoda, Insecta, Lepidoptera, Noctuidae. Gene Ontology annotation, biological process: protein depalmitoylation.